This is a messenger RNA of Fukomys damarensis (Damara mole-rat), 1644 nucleotides long. RefSeq names its product activator of basal transcription 1 (gene Abt1). Gene Ontology annotation, molecular function: RNA binding. The record is from RefSeq and is a predicted model, not a curated record. Gene Ontology annotation, biological process: endonucleolytic cleavage in ITS1 to separate SSU-rRNA from 5.8S rRNA and LSU-rRNA from tricistronic rRNA transcript (SSU-rRNA, 5.8S rRNA, LSU-rRNA); small-subunit processome assembly; endonucleolytic cleavage to generate mature 5'-end of SSU-rRNA from (SSU-rRNA, 5.8S rRNA, LSU-rRNA). The coding region runs from base 1 to 1242 and encodes 413 amino acids. NCBI's taxonomy places the organism in Eukaryota, Metazoa, Chordata, Mammalia, Rodentia, Bathyergidae. Gene Ontology annotation, cellular component: nucleolus. The transcript has 5 exons.
AUGACUGUGGCAUUAUCAUUUACAUUCCAGGGAGAGAAGCAGACCCAACAGCAGGUCAAUAAGCACAAAAGGGAGAUGGUUACGUGUGUGAGAACUCGAAGUCUGGUUAUCAGACACCAAGACGUUCCUUCCCUAACGAGCCCAGCACCAGGCGGUGUAUACCUGUGCACACUCGGGCCUUUGCCGCCGCCUCACCUCGCCUGUAAUCCUGAGCACCCUCGCCGCGCUCGGAGCGGGACGAGGAGCUGGGCCAGGCCGCAGCCAGGGCGCGCUUAUGUGGCCGACCUCGGCCUCGGCGUAGCCUUAAGAACGCAGCCAGGAUCGGAUCGUAUAUGCGCGGUCCCAGGCCGCGUUCGCGGGCGACAAGCAGCGGGGCCGAGCUGCCUGGAAGACGGCCGGGAGUGGACCGAGAAGCAGCGCCACCGGGCCGCGGGGGUCCGAGGGCAGUGCAGGCAGCAAGGGGGUCGCAGAGGACAACACGGCGACCAGCACCGAUCACCGGUGCGAGACGAACUCUUCACUCAUGUCUCGUACUUACGUUUGCGGGUGGUGCCAGGUAUCGUGUACCUGGGUCACAUCCCGCCGCGCUUCCGACCCCUACAUGUACGCAACCUGCUCAGCGCCUACGGUGAGGUCGGACGCGUGUUCUUUCAGGCCGAGGACAAGUUCGUGAGACGCAAGAAGAAGGCAGCAGCAGCCUCAGGAGGAAAAAAGGGAUCCAAGUACAGCAAGGACUAUACUGAGGGCUGGGUGGAGUUCCGGGAUAAGCGCAUAGCCAAGCGUGUGGCUAUGAGUCUGCACAACACACCCAUGGGUGCCCGCAGGCGCAGCCCCUUCCGCUAUGACCUGUGGAACCUCAAGUAUUUGCACCGUUUUACUUGGUCCCACCUCAGCGAACACCUUGCCUUUGAGCGCCAGGUACAGAGGCAGCGCCUAAGAGCCGAGGUUGCCCAAGCCAAGCGUGAGACCGACUUCUACCUUCGGAGUGUGGAGCGAGGACAGCGCUUCCUUGCAGCUGAUGGGGACCCUGCCCGCCCAGACAGUUCCUGGUCCUUUGCCCAGCGUCCUACUGAGCAGGAGCUAAGAGCCCGGAAAGCAGCACGGCCAGGAGGGCGUGAACGCGCUCGCCUGGCUACUGUGCAGGACCAGGCCCGCUCCAACCGAGGACUUCUUGCCAGGAUCUUUGGAGCUCCACCACCAUCACAGAACAGAGAGGGACCUUCUCUAGUUAAGGACUCCUGAGGGGCAGGAAGGCCCCUUCCAUGUCCUGGCCUUGCCCCGCUUCCUGUCUAUAUUAGGCUGGAGUGAGACUGCUACCCAAUAAGGAGCCAGAUAAAAAAGUUUUGUGGACUCCUCUGUCCCUCUUUUUCAACUUCUGCAAGCACCUGGCUGAAGCACUUUAUUCAUACUAGUGUGAUUAUGACUGUUGCAGCUUUUGAAAGCCAGUCUUUUGCCCAGUGGGGACCUCUUGAAAGCCCAUGACCUGGCACCAUGUGUGGCCUUUAUUUCCAACUAGAAUGAUAAUGGCCUGGCAUUCUUGUUCUGUUUACUGACAUAGGUAAGGGUAGCAACAGCACUGUUUUUAUUUAGAAAAUGUUAACAAGUUGCCAGGUGUGGUGGUGUGAGCCUGUAAUCCCAGCACUU